AAUCAAAUGUCAUUCAUAAUGUCAUCCAUAAAUCUUUUACCAAUCUCAGGUUUACGGAUUGUUUUGUUUUAGUUUAAAUCUUAAAAAUUGUUUUUGUAAAUAAAGGGUAUAAGUUUUGGAUGCGAGUAUGACUCGUAAUAGUUUAAUGAUGAAGUUCAUAAAGAUUUUGUGUUUAUUCUGCUGGUAUAUUAUUGGUAUUCAAGCGACGUCUCACUGGAUGGUCACUGAAAGUGGUUUAAUUCAGCCCAGGGUAGACUCACCUUUUGAAAUGGCACGUCCGUAUGAUUUAUUAGCAUUCUUGAAUCAAGAUACACGGUGGGAUAAUAUUAUAAAUUUGUACCAUGAUCUCUCAAAGAGACAGAUUGUAAUUAAUAAAUUGUGGGACACGGUGGAGAUGGAUACAGAUGUGAAUAUGCAGUUGUCUUUAGAUCCAAAUUGUGUCAAAGCCGGACAACUGAAUUCUCUAGAUUGGUAUGCAUCUGUUCAGGAGGAUAGCCAAAUAAAAGACGUAGCUGAGGAAGAGCUUUUACUAUAUAAUCCAGCAAGCAACCAAAACACAGAUGUACCGGAUUGUAAGAAAAUAUCUUCAUUGACAUUUAGUAUGUUUGCAUUUGAGCAUUUAGAGAGUAUGAUACACAGAGAGAACUUAACUGCUAACUCCGAAUUGUCUUUACCUGAACAAAUUUCUGCUAUUAUGACAUUCGAACAGUUUGGGCAUUGGGCUGCCACUGCACUUCGUAAAAAUAGUUCCUCAUGGUUGCAUUACAAUAUGGCUUCAUUAUAUUGGAGGAUAAAGGGAAAUGCACCUAAAGCUUUAGAGUGUAGUCGCAGAGCUGUACAUUAUGCACCAAGGAUUUAUAAAGACAUAGCUCUCCUCAAUCUUGGAUCAAUACUUCAUCUUGGUAAAAGAACAGAAGAUGCCAUCACAGUUUUGAGUGCAGCUGUCGAACAUGAUCCAAGAUCUUCCCUGAAUCAUUUCAUCCUUGCCAAUGCUUAUGCUGUUUCUGGAGAUUUUAACAGUUCUCUAACACACUAUGAGUUAUGUCUUAAAUAUAAUCCCACAUUUGAGUUAGCACAGAAGCAUAAAUAUGGAGUGUUGUGUCAUGCUGCAAUGUUGAAAAAAAUGAUGAAAAUUAGACAAGUAUUGGAUUUGCUUCAAGAAGAAUUAAAGGAAUACAAUGGCAGAGAAGCACAUUGGUUAAAAUCGCAGGCUGCAUUUUUGAGAACAAUGCGACAUGAUGAAGAGUUUGAUUUCCGAAAUGUGGAAAAGAACUGUGAAAAAAUGUCAGAACUAACUGGCCUUAAUAUUAAGGAUUUGAAGAAACAGGGUGAUAAAAACUAUUUAAUUCAAUAUUUUCUUGAUGGCCCUGUGUCUGACUAUGAAUGGUCAGACAAAAAGGGUAUAUUAGCGAUAGAAUGGGCUUACAGUUUGCAAAGGUUGGUUAAACAUGUGGAAAAACAUGCUAGCAUGGGACCUAGCUUUAUGCAGCAUGAACAUUCCAAAUUAUUAGAUUUAAAUAUACAGAAAGAAAUUGGCCCGAUGCCUGUGUUUUCAGAUGUAAAAAAUGAUGUUAAAGGCAUACCCUCCAGGGAAGCCAAUGACUUGAAGGUUGAAAUUAAGCCAACAACUGAACAAAAAUCUACAAUUACUCAAUCUGAAUCAUCAGAAUUAUAUAUUGGCCCUAUAUUGUACCCGCCUUCAAUGAAAAUUAAUCGUAAUAUAGAAGACUUCGACAGGGAACCUGACUGGCCUUCAAAUAGACUGUGCAAAGAGACUGCUACAAACAUUCCUGAUAAUUUAGAUGCUGUGUUUCCUGUAUUUUUGCCUUUUGAAAAUAAGGGUUUAAGACUGAGGUCAUUGUUGACCGAUAAAAUAGGCGUGCCAGCCAGCGUCGAACACGAUGUCCCAUGGCAUCCCCCUGUGUGCCCUCAAGACAAAGACUCCACAGCGUUUACUAGCAAGAAAUCGCAAAAACAGCAAAUAGUUACAGAGGUGCAAAAUACAGACUAUCUAAGACAGAAACUCCUUGAAUACGCAAGCGACGGUGACGUAGAGGCUAUGAAACGUAUGCAGGACGCUGAGAUCGGCCAGCGAAUAUAUGCUGUUGUAGAGAUGGAUUUAGCACCAAAAUGGCUCGCUUACACUCUCGCCUCACUGUACUGGCGCGUACGAGGCAAUAAUGCGAAUGCUCUAAACUGCCUUCUGACAGCGAGUCGCUCUGUGGAACAAAAAUACAAGGACAUCGUGCUGGCGUCGUUGGCUUCUGUUUAUUUGGAGAUGGGCUACUUUGAUGAUGCACUAUCGGCAGCCGAGGCAGCGUUCAGAAUUAGUUUAUAUGAGCCUGCUACAAACUUUAUACUAGCCGAGCUGAACAUGCUGAAGAAACAUCGGAAUACGCAUAUAUUCCAUUUGAAACAAGUAAUACGCGUGGAGCCGGGGUUUAUGGGUGGACUUGCCCGCAAACUGCUCAAUGGAUGGGCAUGUUUACUCAAAGACAUCAACUCAGUACACGAAUUAGAUUUAAAUGAAGGAGAUAUUUGUACCAAAGUGGAGCCGGGCAUGAGUAUGGUGUGUGAGAAAGGCGGCACAAAUUGUCACGUGACGAAAAUACAGUGUGUCAGUAGUCAAGAAAGAGAGGGCAGCACACUAGUUCGAAUGUUAGAACUAAAAGAUGACAACGUACAGCGUUCGUCCGAUCAAAUGGACGAUAGCAUAUUCGAUGACUUCAUAGACAAUAUGCCAGCUCAACGAACGAUGAAACAGGCUCACGAACAGAAUUAUAAAACGAUGUUGAAGGUUAUGGACAGUGCUUUACAAGGAUGCGGUCCGAGAGGGUGUAAUGAUAUACAACCGGAAGAUUUAGCAAUGAAAGAAGAGGACUGCACGUAUCAACAUUUACAGCUCGGAUAUUGGUUGCACAUUUUAUGUUUUAAGCAACUACUCACUGACGCAAAUUUGAAAUUUCCAUCGGAGAUAGCAUCGAUGAACCCGUCGAAUAAAAAGAUACCGGAGUGUCGUCUUUUCGAACCCUCUGAGGACUUCUACUUGGAGCGCGUGAGCCGCGUCGACACGGACGGCUGGGAGCCGGUGCUCAGCCUCAUGCACCAGUUCGCCGAGGUAUUCGACUUCUACGACUACGUCACGCUCGGCGCGAAGAUCGCCAAGUACGUUGACUCUAAGCCGCGGUCGUGGGCGGGCGCGGUGGCGGCGGGGUGGUGGUGCGGCGCGGGCGGGCGCGGCGCAUGCGCGGCGCGCUGCCUGGCCGCCGCGCUCGCGCUUGCGCCCGCGCCGUACGCCGCGCACACGCUACGCCCGCUCGCCGCGCUGCUGCACAUGCAAUCAAAACAAAAAGAUGCCAAGGAUAUCGCUUACCUCACCUUCUACAUGCAGCCGAAGAGUAAGAUAGAGGCUUUCCUGGUAGCUGUCUCACAUACUUACAUGGAGGAGUACGAGCAAGCAGUGUGGAUGUACCGGUACGCUUUGACGUUCGACGAUAAGUUCCUGCCAGCUAAGGCGUGCCUCCACGCCACCAUGUGUCUGAUGUUGUUCGGAGAGACCAGUAAGGCCAAGCUUAAAGAAUUAGUAUAAGAUUAGCUCAAAUUAAAUAUUUCAUGCCUCAAAUACUUGACUUACCAUAUGAUUAAAUUGACAAGGUGGAUGUAGACUAAAAUAAUAUAGAACAAGAAUCAAGUAUAAACAAAGAUAAUAUAGGAAAUUGUUCGCGAAUGUCGUAGAGCAACACUAAGAAGUUGCGUCUUAAUAUGUUUUUACUAAUAAAAACUGGUAAAAUAUUGGUAUUGCAGAUUCGCUCGCUUGGUCUAAUCUAAAUCCACCUUUAUAUAUUUUAUAUUUAUAUGAAUUUACUGGGUACAGAGGAACAACACCUGAGUCCUCAGGAAUGGCAACGUAUGGGGGGUAUCAUGGGCGAAACAGUAUACUCUGUUAUGUCCAUAGUACUGCUCACGUCUAUAGGCGACGGUUACCACUUUCCAUCAGGUGGACCGUCAGCUUGUUUGCCAUUUUAAGUUGUAUAUAAAAAAAUCGACUGAAUUUUAAUUCCUUAUCUAUUAUAUUGAAUACUUAUAGAAAUAAAUUAUUGGUUUGAUAUACACCGAACAUAAUAUAAAUUCCAUAGUUAUGUUAAUAAUUUAAGAAAGUCUUAAACUGGUCACUGUUGUACUGUAUUACAUUACAAUCUGUAUGCUAUUAUCAAAUAAAAAGACAUAUUUUAAAAUAUAACAAUAUUUAACUCAUUGUCUAUUAUCAAUCAUAGUUCUCUAUUAAUAUCUAUACAUAUAAAAACAUUAUUUUAGUCUAUGGGUACAUAUUUUAAAUGAAUACUUAAUGAUUGUGAUAGUACAAUAAUUUCAUAUCGUUUAUAAACUAUUAUUCCACUUAAAAACAUGAGUUAUUACAAUAUAUACACAAUAAUUACAAUAAUACUGGCUGAUUUUUAAAUAAACGUUUUUUAGUGUUUUAUAAUAGAAUAGUGUUAUGUGAGUUUAUAGUUUGGUGCCUUUGUUAAUUUUAUUAUUCAUAUAAAAUUACUCUGCGUGUUUCAUUUGAUAUAUUUCGCAUACAUAAUGAGAAAUAAAAAUCAUACUACCUAAUCAUUCCACUUGAUUUGAAGAAAAGUACAGAUGUCAUUAUUUGGGAUAAUGAGAAAUUAGUGUUGGUAUGUAUUUUUUAUUAAGUAUAUAUGUAUGUAUAAUGUAAAAUAUGUAUAAUGUAGGUAAUAUGAGUAUCAUUUGUAUGUUAUUUUUGAAUUAUUGUUUUAAUUAUAGUAUUUAUGCAUGUUUACCAGAGGGAGACUUUGUACAAAAGUCGUUUGCUUGGGUACCUCUGUCCCAUUCGUGUUUCAACCGUAAAGCAGUUGUGUUUGCAUGGCUGUGUUUCGGUUUGAAGGGUGGGAUAUGGCGUGAAUUUACAGGGUACAGAGGAAUAACACCUGAAUCCUCAGGAAUGACAACGCAUGGGGGGUAUCAUGGGCGAAACAGUAUACUCUGUUAUGUCCAUGGUACUGCUCAUGUCUAUAGGCGACGGUUACCACUUUCUAUCAGGUGGGCCGUCAGCUUGUUUUUAGUUGUAUAAAAAAAUUGUAUGAGCAACAACUAUGUCUAUGAUCCAUUAUAUUUUUUAUUUACUGUCGUUGUUCGUGAUGUCACGCAUGGCCACCACAGAAUAUUAGCGCUGUAGCAAUUAAUUUGCUACAGGACAUGCUGUGUGGCGGCCAUGUUGGCAAUAACUAAUAUUUGUUUUCUAUUGUUAAUUAAUGUAACUCUUUUUGUUGUUUGGCAAUAAAUGUUUUCUUUUUUCCUUUCUUCUUCUAA
Messenger RNA from Galleria mellonella (greater wax moth), 5331 nucleotides. RefSeq names its product tetratricopeptide repeat protein 17. Gene Ontology annotation, cellular component: actin cytoskeleton; cytoplasm. The transcript is spliced from 19 exons. NCBI's taxonomy places the organism in Eukaryota, Metazoa, Arthropoda, Insecta, Lepidoptera, Pyralidae. The record is from RefSeq and is a predicted model, not a curated record. Bases 128 to 3589 code for a protein of 1153 amino acids. Gene Ontology annotation, biological process: actin filament polymerization. Gene Ontology annotation, molecular function: protein binding.